AUGAGAGCUAUUGUGCUGAUCUGCCUGCUGCAUGCGGUCCUUCCAUUUCAGUGGAAUGACCCUGGCCAGGACCCACCGCCUACAGACGCCAAACCGGGCAGGGAGUGUCUGGCGGACCAGGGCUCCUGCGGGUGCUGCCUGAUGUGGAAAGAGAUGGACAGGCUGACGACGUACUUCAACGCCACGUUGAACACGUUGGAGAACGAGUACGCACAAACGAAGCACAGUCUGGACAAAAUUGAAGCCAGCCGCACCGCCUUUUCCGUCGCUCUAACCGAUAACAACAAUCUGAUCUGCUUCGGCCCCUUCGCCUCCGACGAGCUCAUCACCUACCGGCACGUCUUCAUCAACCUGGGCGACGGCUACAGCGCGGACACCGGGGUCUUCACCGUCCCGCACUCUGGCGUCUACAGCCUGGCCCUCACCGUCUACAGCGACGCCGGUUCCCCCGGUAACCUCUUGGCCGCCUGCGCCAAUCUGCUGGUUAACGGCCAGAUGGUGGCGGGGAACCGAGAGAACAACGAGCAGGACCAAGAGGACAGCGCCACCGUGGUCGCGGCCCUCCACCUGGCGGCGGGGGACACGGUGGCCGCCAAGAUGCCCGCCGGGAGUUUCCUAUGUGACGACAGCAGCCACUACAACACGUUCAGCGCCUUCCUUCUUUAUCCCACUGAAUAA
Messenger RNA from Cyclopterus lumpus (lumpfish), 678 nucleotides. RefSeq names its product complement C1q-like protein 4. The record is from RefSeq and is a predicted model, not a curated record. The transcript has 4 exons. The coding region runs from base 1 to 678 and encodes 225 amino acids. Gene Ontology annotation, molecular function: protein binding. NCBI's taxonomy places the organism in Eukaryota, Metazoa, Chordata, Actinopteri, Perciformes, Cyclopteridae.